Brienomyrus brachyistius is the source of this 1579-nucleotide messenger RNA. RefSeq names its product prostate stem cell antigen-like. The record is from RefSeq and is a predicted model, not a curated record. The transcript is spliced from 3 exons. NCBI's taxonomy places the organism in Eukaryota, Metazoa, Chordata, Actinopteri, Osteoglossiformes, Mormyridae. Bases 994 to 1377 code for a protein of 127 amino acids.
UCCAGGUCAUGUGACAGUCCUUCCCGUAGUUCCUGUCCCUCUCAACAGAAUCAGAUUUUUUUUUAUAGAUUUUAAAUGCACCCACUGAUAAUGUGGUCUGCUGUUGUUGCCUCUGGGGGUUUAAAUACUGACACUGUUUCGUGAACAAAAGAAGUACUUUAAGGCUUCCUGAAAACGUUCGUUUUCCAGCAGCUUAUCCAAUACAGGAUCACGGAGGUGGGGGCCGGGGUUGGAGCCUAUCAGACCGGACUGAUCAGCAGCACAAGGCUGGGGAAUGCAAUGGGUACGAAGCAAGCAUGUUUCUGAGCAAGAAACAAUCGCAAACAAUCGCGCACUUCGGGCAAUUUCAAGAUGUUUAUUCGUUGAGCUGCAAGUCUUACACUGCGAGAGCCAACCAAAGUUCCUGGAGAAAAACUGUACAACAUGGAGAGAACAUCCAAACCACACACACCGAGCCAGGGUGAAAAUGGUACUGUCCAGCUUUGAGAAGUGCAGCAAGAGUGUGACCCGACAUGUCAGUAACAAGACCAAAAAAUGCAGCGUUUAGUCUGAGGCAAAGAUUAUUCCAAUAUUACAGAAAUGUCUCCAUGCUUUACUAGACCUGCACACAUCAGUAGACUAACAGCUGAGUCCUUAUAUUGUGGAAUUCAAUUUCAGCCUUAUAUGAUUACAAUCUUAAUUUAGUUAGGAAGGUUUGGGAGGUGUCAGCUGACAUCAGGCUGACAUACAGCUGUCCUGGGUGGAGAAGAGGAGAAACGCAGCUGAGAAUAAAGAUUAUAUCCUAGCAGUUUGCUAAAUGCACUAAGAAUAGGAAUCAGAAACAAUUGUUGUAAAAGAACUGUCAUGCUAACCAAGCGAAAGAAGAGUUUUUAACCCCAGUCAGGCGCACAGUCGGCAGCUAUCAAGACGAAGGAAAACAGCUGCGAUCUGACUGAAUAGACUCAACUGGACCACAGAGCAAUCAGCACUACAUGCUACACUACCAAGGGGGAAAUGUCUCACCUGCCGAUUCUCCUGCUUCUCCUGGGUCAUAUCCCACCUGUGGACCCUCUCAGCUGUUACAUCUGCAUGUUUCCAACCAUCACACCAGCUGACUGCCUGUUCACCCAGGACUGUGCCAGAGGACAGCAGUGCCUGUCCAGCAUAGCCAUCGGCACACAAGGGGCCUUACGUGUGGUGCUGUAUGAGAAAGGCUGUGCCAUCACCUCGCAGUGCGGCCUGUCUGGCGAGAAGUACGCCUCAGGCCUCAACUUCACCUACACCAACGUGUGCUGUGAAGCAGAUCUGUGCAACGCCGACUCCGCCAGCAGCAGGCCACGCCCCCCAUUCCUCGCCGCCUUCAGCCCCCUUCUCACACUUGUCCUUGUGCUCCUUUAACAUACUUUAACAUACCAAUGGCACAUGCCAGUCUGAAAAGGCAAGGCGUGGGACACGACCUCCCCCAUUGAAGAAAAUACAUUGUUGACAUUAAUGGUUAACAAAAAAAAAACAACAAAAUACUAAAACAAAACUUGAUAAAAAAAAGCUUCCUUAUAAAAAUUAUAAAAAUCAACACACAUCAACCUAACAUCAACUAACU